CUCGGCGUUCUCAGGAGAGGGACUGGCGAGGCGACCCGGGUCAGCGAGGCCGGGGUCCGGUUGUGGCCCGCGGAGCCCCGCUCGCCUGCACCAGCGUCUGGUCACUUCGAGCCGAGGGCCUGAGCGUGGCGGACAGAUUUGGGAGGCUGGAGGACAUCUGGGGGCCACAAAUGCUCCUUUUACUAGAGACUCAACUCAAGGGGCACCGUUCAACCCCCUUCUGCAUGGAGAAGCUCCAGGAUCCUUCCUCCAAGGAUCCUUGAAGGCAGAAGGAGCAGCCACCUCCCACUCGUGGCUGCUGCAAGCAAGCUGCUUUGACCUCUUUCUGGAGCUGGGCUUGGUGCUGGAGUCCGAGUCUCCGGCCCAGGGUGGGUCCGAUGGUCUUGCUUGCACCCUGUAUCCCCCGACAGACGCCCGUGAAGUUUACUAAGUGGGUGACCCCAGAGAGCUCGCCCCACACUCCGACUCCGAGUCCAGCGCUCGGUCCACUGCACGGGGACGUCGCGCCCCGGAGCUGCGUCCCCUCUGCCCUUCGCGUUCCGGUGCCCCGCCCGCGGAACGCCCCGAUCUCCAGGGGCGCGGAAGGCCGGGGCCAGACUGGAGAGACCGGAGCAGUUAGCUGACUGGCGGGCGCCGCUAGCCUCCCGGUCAUGUGACACCCCGGGCAACGUGCGUCGUCACGUGACGGCGGAGCCUGCGAACGUUUUUCUCACGUGACGGAGGCGCCUGCACAUGGACCAAUGGGGAGAUGGGGGCGGAGCCGGCAGGGGCGGUGCGCGGGAAGGGACCCCGGGCUCGGCGGCCGCGGAGAGCCGGGCAGUGCUGGCCCUGGUUUGGGCGCCGGGGCAGCAUGAAGUGUCUGGUCACCGGCAGUAACGUGAAGGUGCUCGGCAAGGCCGUCCACUCCCUGUCCCGCAUCGGGGACGAGCUCUACCUGGAACCCUUGGAGGACGGGCUCUCCCUCCGGACGGUGAACUCCUCCCGCUCUGCCUAUGCCUGCUUCCUCUUUGCCCCACUCUUCUUCCAGCAGUACCAGGCCACCACCCCCGGUCAGGACCUGCUGCGCUGUAAGAUCCUGAUGAAGUCCUUCCUGUCUGUCUUCCGCUCACUGGUGAUGCUGGAGAAGACAGUGGAAAAAUGCUGCAUCUCCCUGAACGGCCAGAGCAGCCGCCUGGUGGUCCAGCUGCACUGCAAGUUCGGGGUGCGGAAGACUCACAACUUGUCCUUCCAGGAUUGCGAGUCCCUGCAGGCCGUCUUCGACCCAGCCUUGUGCCCUCAUGUGCUCCGCGCCCCAGCACGAGUCCUGGGGGAGGCUGUCCUGCCCUUUCCUCCUGCGCUGGCUGAAGUGACGCUGGGCAUUGGCCGUGGCUGCAGGGUGAUCCUGCGCAGCUACCAUGAGGAGGACGCAGAUAGCACUGUCAGAGCCAUGGUGACUGAGGUGUGCCUUGGGGAGGAGGACUUCCAGCAGCUGCAGGCCCAGGAGGGGGCGGCCAUCACCUUCUGCCUCAAGGAAUUCCGGGUAAUUUCCAGCCUCAGGACAGGGAAGGGCACUGGGAUGCCAGGAGCUGAAUGGGAUGACCUAGCUUGGGGCUCCCCUCCCCGGCCCAGGCCUGCCAUCUUCACCGUCAAGGACUCUUUGCUGGACGGCCACUUUGUCUUGGCCACACUCUCAGAGACAGACUCGUACUCCCAGGACCUGGGCUCCCUGGAGCGCCACCGGCCAGUGCCUCAGCUCCAGGCUCACAGCACACCCCACCCGGACGACUUCGCCAACGAUGACAUCGACUCUUACAUGAUUGCCAUGGAAACCACCAUAGGCAAUGAGGGCUCGAGGGCGCUGCCCUCCAUUUCCCUAUCGCCUGGCCCUCAGCCCCCCCAGAGCCCCGGCUCCCCCUCCGAGGAGGAAGAUGAGGCUGAGCCCAGUACUGUGCCUGGGACUCCCCCACCCAAGAAGUUCCGCUCGCUGUUCUUCGGCUCCAUCCUGGCCCCCGUAGGCUCCCCGCAGGGCCCCAGCCCUGUGCUGGCUGAAGACAGUGAGGGCGAAGGCUGAACUGAGAAGCUGAAGCCUGUACCAGGAGGCCUUGGGCCAGAUGAAGCCCCAGCCAGUGGCAGAGCUGGGUCUCAGCCCUGGGCAUCAGGAAGGUGGGCCUGCUGGAGCUGAGCUGUUCCGCUGCCUCUUGCAGGCCCCAGCUGCCACUGUGAAGCUGUCCCGCAGUGGUUGGGCCUCGGUCCUGUCAUCUCUCUACAACCCCCAGCCAAUCAUGACUCUCCAGACCUGGUCCUGAACUACUGAUGUUCCUGUUCCCCACUGAACAUCAGGUUAUACUCCAGCUGGCCAGGGCUGGAAACCUGUCUCCCUCACUCACCUUCCCAAGGAAUAUGUCACAGCAGGUGCUGCUGGCCCCUGCCGACCCAGCUAUUCCUUCCUGAAGUCCUGGGCGUGCAUCUGGGACCCCCUGGAGCUGACAGUUUUUCUUGCUUUCCUGAGACUCUUGGAA
Callithrix jacchus (white-tufted-ear marmoset) is the source of this 2498-nucleotide messenger RNA. It is a transcript of the gene RAD9A, whose product is annotated as RAD9 checkpoint clamp component A. Gene Ontology annotation, cellular component: checkpoint clamp complex. The record is from RefSeq and is a predicted model, not a curated record. Gene Ontology annotation, biological process: DNA repair; cellular response to ionizing radiation; mitotic intra-S DNA damage checkpoint signaling. NCBI's taxonomy places the organism in Eukaryota, Metazoa, Chordata, Mammalia, Primates, Cebidae.